Messenger RNA from Closterium sp. Yama58-4, 8202 nucleotides. Lineage: Eukaryota; Viridiplantae; Streptophyta; Zygnematophyceae; Desmidiales; Closteriaceae. The record is from the annotation of a GenBank genome assembly.
AUGCAUGCUCGCCCUGUCGUGGAGGAAAGGCAGCAGCUGGAGGAGAUGGAGGACGAGCUGGACUUAGAGGACAUUCUCCUAUUCAGAACAGCUGCUGCUCAGCGCGCUGCCCGCACAGAAUGGGGCAACCCCUCCGCGACAAAAGACUACACGGAAGAUGCUUCCGAGGAGAAAGACGGGCGAGGGGACAGGCGCAAGGGUAAAGCCGCCCAGCAGAAACAAAAGAAGCAGCAGCAGCGGAGGGGGAGGGGGUGGUUGAACUGGUUAUCCCAGGGCAUGCUGGGCGCAGGUGGCUCUGAUGCAUCUGCAGCAGCUGAUGUCAUGGCUGCUGUCAGCGAUCGUGACUUAGAGGAGCUCUAUCGCACACUGGACUCUCCCUUUGAUGCUGCUGAUGGGGAUAACGGGCUGGAUGAGCCUUCCUGGAUGUCCACGUCAGCAUCCACGUCAUCAUCGGCAUCUAUGGCCAUGGAUGCCACGUCAGCAGCACCCAGAGCCAUGAACAGGAGCCGCUCCUCCGUGCACACCCUUUCAUUCUCCGAAUCCUCCUCUUCACUCGACACGUCCAUUCCCGAGGACUCCACUGUGCCCCCCAGACGAGUGCUCCAUGAGGCGUCUCACAGAGCGGCUCAUAGCAGGGCACCGGUGUCGGUGUGUCGACUGGCGUUCACUGCACAGGUGGCAGACGGCCAUGCCUCCCUGCGCAGCUCCAAGCCCCAGACCAUCUCUCUCUUGUCUUCUCCCCUCCGAGUCGGGCCUGAAAUGCUUUCCCAUUACAACACGACUCCAUCUCCCCCUGUUCCUGCCGCUCCUUCCGCUUUCCACCCUCCUUCCAGCUACUCACGGCGGGACAUUCUGAGCCUCAGGCUGCGAGGGCUGCUCCUCAACUCGCGAGUGUGGACCACCUCCUCCUCCCUCUCCCUCACUCUCUCCUCUCUUGAAGCCUUCGACCUCUGGAGCACCUCAGGGGCCGCAAAGGGCACACUGGACGCCUCUGCCUCGUUUGCUGGACCAGGCACUAAGGGCAUGCGAGCGGGUGUAGGCAUGGCAGGGGGCAUGAGCAGUGGAGUAAAAUUUGGAGAUACUGGAGGAGAAGGGAGAAAAGUUUCUCCCUCCUCCUCUCAGGAGGAUGAGGCCAUCAGGAUUCUUUUUCCACAUCUCCCACACGCCUCUCUGCACGAUUUCCUCCCCACAUCCCACCCAUCCCACCCCUCCUUCCACUCCGCAGCCUCCUCCUUCGCCUCGCCCUCCACCGUCUCCUCUCCCUCCCCAGCCGGCCACGGCCAUCUGCUAAUGCGUUCUUCCAGUGCUGCCUGGGGCCUGGGCCGCCCAGCCCUGGGGGCGGGCCUGGGAGGACCUGUGGGGGGCGGGGGGAAGGGACAGAUGUUACCACGCACGAAUUCUCGCGUGGGGUUGGGGGUGGGGGUGGGGGCGGAUGGGAGACUGGGUAUGCUGCUGGGAGCAGGUGCUGGGAUUGGGUACCCGGGCUCGCAUGCCUAUCCCCAUGCCCAUGCGCCUCUGGCAGGGCAUGGCUAUAAGCAUGCGGUUGCCAUGGGUGGUGGGGGCGAGAGAGGGAUUGGAGGGGGUGAGGUGGGGGGGAGGGGCUAUGGGGGUGAGAGUGAGGUGCAUGGGUGGAGGCCUGUGGCGCAGAUGCAAGCUGUGGCGGCGAGACCAAUGCUGCGGGUAGAAAUCGAAGUGCACUCGCCCCAUACUCAUAGCCAUGGUCAUGAGCAUGGGCACGGGAAUGGUGGAGUGGGAGGUGAUGAGGUGGAAGGCAGUGCACCCAAAGAGAUGGAGACGACAAUCUCGGUGGCAGUGGAGCCAGUGCAGGCGGUGGUGGGCGUGGAGGUGCUAAAGCGGGUGGGAAUGUUCUUCAGCCAUCCCACGACCGUGCCAACACACCAGGAACAGGUGAUUGCGUCCAUCAACUCGUUGGACUCAACAACCGCUCGAGCCACGGCAAAGUCCGGCCUGGUGCUAGCCACGCGCAAGGUGCUGCAUCUGCAUGUGGACGUGGCAAGCCUCACAGUCGUUGUUCCACACUCUGACACGUACCUCUCUGCCUGCCCCUGUCCCCUGCUGGUAAGCCUGCCUGACUACCAUAGUGCCACAGGCAGAAAGAAUGCUUUGGCAAGUGCUUUCCAAAAUCAGCAUAAGCUACACCGAGUUAGUGUACUGUUUCUCAUCUGCCUGCAUCAAUUCCUUCUAGAGCCACACCUCCCCAUCCGUCUCCUCUGCUCCCCCCGUGUGGAAGUGCAGGUGCUGCAGCUGGCGUCACUGCACAUCUCGUCCAUCCCUGAGCCCCCUGAGCGUUCCCUCCUUGCAAACGCCCUCGCCUCCUCAGGCAACCUGCGGUCAGCACUCUCCGUCCUGGACGAGAAGGGCCUGAUGGGCGGGAGUGACGUUGGUUUUUCCAACCAAACUGGCCCGUCGGCUCCCCACAUGCUCGUCUCCCGCGUCCUUUCUGCCCCCUCACUCCCCGCCUGCCUCUCCUUCUCCUCGCUGCCCAUGCCUGCCAUACCAACUGCUGGCCAGGCAGGGGCUCCCAUGGGAGAGGCUGUGAGUGGUGGAGGACUGGGUGGUGGCCAAUCCUCAGUAGAAAGUCCCGCCAGCACUGCUCUCUGGCUGGGAGGAGAGAAUUUAGGCUUGACUGGCGUAUCUGCCGAAGCCACAUCAGGAGAAGCAGCGGCAGUAGACGGGGCAGGAGCAGGGGAGUGUGUGUUGCGCGUGGAGUUGUGUCUUAAAUCAAGGUCGCUGACUGCACCAUCUCGUGACUCCACUUCCCUCUCCUUCCACCUCUCCUCCCUCCACCUCACUGCCUUCCAACCCACCCUCCUCGCCCUACUCGCCUUCUCCUCCUCCCUCUCCACCCCCACUCCCCCUUCGCCCUUCUCCCCCCUGCCAGGCAGCGGAGGAAGCAAGAGACACCACUCCCAGGGCAGGGAGGGGGGGAGUGGACUCAUGGGAACGCACCCCUCUGCAGACCUCUCUCUCUUCGAGAGCCCCCCUAGCUCCUUCUCCUCCGCUGCCUCCUCGCCCUUCAAUUCUCCCCCGCCCACUACUGACGCCCUGCUGUUGCCAGCAGUGCUGGCUGCUGAUGCGCUGGGCAGGAGUGCGCAGAGGUCGAGAGGGCGGGUAGGAGUGGGACGGCAGGGUAUGGAGAGGCAGAGUGCACGGACUGUGUUUGAGAAGGUGUCUGGAGAUGAUGUUACUGACGCUGCUGCGGCUGCUGGGGGUGUUGCCUCACACCAUGGUGGCGCUGCCACUCAGCAAGGUUCUUUGCUGCAUCCCGCUCCCACCCGCAGCCCAUCCACUCACGUCGUCCUGCCUGCUCCUGACGACUCAGGUGCGGGCGGCACAGAACUGAUUCUGGACGGCAGAGUAACUGGACUGGUGGUGCGGCUGAUGGAGGAGGGGGACGAGGCAACACAAGGGGGACUGCAUGCAGGAGCAGAGGGAACUCAUGGGAUGACAGGAAGGAAGGAAGGGGAGGGGAAGGGCCAUGUGGUGGAGGUGGCAACUGCUUCGCUGGGUGAGGCCCUGGUGCAGGCAGAUGUGAAGCAUGUGAUGGGCCAGUCACUGCCUGCCACGUGGGCAUCCUGUGGGCGCAUCAGUGGGUUUGAGGUAUGGGGCCCUGUUGGUGAUGGGGGCCGCUAUGUUCCUCAUUUCCCUGCAGAUCCUUCCUCCACUACCCCACAAAGCACACUACAACUGCAGCAAGGGCAGCAGCAGCAGCAGCAGCAGCAGCAGAAGCAGGUGAUAGUGGGCAGUGUAUGGGUACCAGGAGCACAACCCGGUACCAUAACCUUUGCAGCCCAUGGUGCUCACACAGGGGCAUCAGGGGAGGGUGUAGCUGGGGCAGGCGCCACACUGCAUGUGGAUGUGGCUGUUUCUCGCCUGCUGCUCGUGGUCUCACAGCCAUUCACACACGGGCUUGUGACCCAUGUCACGCGCUACCUCCCUGCUCCCUCCGUGACUGCUCUCUCUACCCACGCUGCUGCUGGGGAAAGUGGGGAGGCUGCAUCAGUGUUGCCGCUUGCACAGGAUGGCCGAGAGAGGGGGCAGCAGGAGCAGCAGUCACAGCACGCAAGUUUCACAACUGCCACUAGCCCCUCACCCUCUCCCUAUAUCACACACCAUGCACACACCCCUCUCUUUAUGCCCGUCUCUUCCGAUUCCCCGUCUCCAUCCAGCCAACACACAGGAAAGCCCAGAGCAGCCCGCACUGCCAUUGCUUCCCCUGCCACCACGCGUCUCUCCCCCUCGCCCUUGCGAGGGGGGAUUGCUGUUCGGGGGGCUGGGGGAGUGAGGCAGCUGAGAAGCGGAGGGUCAGGGGCAUGGGCGGGUGGGGAGGGGCGGGCCAGCGGGAGCAGCCAAACCAGCCCUUUGGGGGUGAAAGGCAAAGGGAAGCGGGAGAGGGGGGAGGGGGCAAGCGUGGGGGGCCUGGGGAGUGUUGGGGGGGCGGGGAGUGGGUCGGGAGAGGGCGACAGCUGGUCAGGGGCGCAAUUCUUCAGCCCUGUGGGGGAUAGUCCGCUGAGAUGGGAAGUGGUGGAGGAGAGGGGUGAGGCGCAGGGCGGAGGGGAGGAGUGGGAGCAAGGCCAAGGGAGAAUGAUAGUGGAGGGGGCCGUAAGAGUAGAGGGGUGUGAGAUUGCUGUCAUUCCCUUAGGACAUCCUCAGAGCUUGCUCCAGCCUUCCACAGCCAGUCAGAUUCAGCCACGUGGAUCUAAUGGGAUCAAACCGGCAACAAUGUUGGGACAAUGGGUGGGCCAUCCGUGCCUGAUUAUUGAGCUGCCUCUCAUCACUGCCAACCUCCCACGCCACGUGGCAUGCUGGGAUUGGUCCUCAUCUGGCACAAUCACGUGGCUAGAUGGGAGAGAGCAGCAGGAAACUAGUGGUAUAAGCGGGGGAGGAGGCAACGAAGGGGGCGAGACAGGAAGAGAGAACACAGUGGUGGGAGUGGGGAACACUGGGAACAGUGUUGAUGAGGAAUGGGAGGCGGUGGAGGUGAGGGUGGAUGGAUUCAGAGUGAGCAUAGCCACUGGCAAGCUGCUGCCACUCCGUGAGGUGGUAUCUGGUGGAGGCGCAUGUGGUGCAGGGGAGGAGAACGAGGUGGUGGGAUGGGUGGGGGAGAGAGUGCCUGUGGUGCAGCGAGUGGACGUGCUGCUGCAUGUCGCACUGCCACAGGCUGCUGGGGGCAGCAGUCAGCCCCGUUCUGCACUGCAGGGUGCAGCACAAGGAGGAGCGGGUGUGGGGUCUGAGGCAGCAUCGGGGAUGGUGGUGUCAGGAGGGGAGAUAGCAGCCAUGGGGAGCCCGCAUGAGUGGUUGCGAGUUAUGGUUCAAGUGCCCACGGUGCAACUGCUCCUCAUGGUCUGCUCCGCCCAUUCCCCGUGUGUCAUCCAUUUGCCCUCUCUCCGAUUCCUUCCCCCUUCCCAACCAGAGCAUUCCCCUGUGAGGGAGGCGGACCUUCUAUCCGGCUCCAUCGCUGCGCUGCUCGCCCUCAUCCCACCCCAACCACCGCCCCAACAGCCCUCCCCACCCAUCGCCCUGCGCUUCCACCUGCACCACCUGCACCUGCACAUCACACGAGGCACCACAACCUCCCUCCCAUCCUCCUCUUCCUCCUCCGUUCAUAGCGCAUCCCCCUGCUUCCUUCUCCCUUCCGGACCUCUCUUCGCCCUCAUCUCCAUCGAUCAUCUGCGCUGCACUGCAGAGCUGCAACCAUCUGGCCAAUUUGUGAAGGCCACGUGGCAGAGUAUUGCCCUUUGGGGCUUACUAGCAGAGGCAGCAAGCACUUCUCAGCAGCAUAGCAGUGCUGCUGCAGCCUCAGCCAGCAGACAGGCAAUGCCACCACCUGCUUUUUCACAGGAAGAAAUGACAGCAGCCGCAGAAACAGCACAGGAAGCACCUGGAGAAGCAGUAGCAGGAGGGCUACCAGAGGAAAUUCCAGCAGCCGUGCUGGAGUUUCUACAAAUGGCUGUGCCUCUUUUUGUGAUGGAGCGUGAAAGGUUCAUUUCAGUGACUCGUGACCCCGCUCAUACCCACCUGUCUCCGUACCUCGCCUUCUCCCUCUCCUCCUCCUCAACCCCGGCCUCACCCCCUCGCGCUCCAGCCACUGCCGCGUCCCCCUCCCUUGCCUCCACUCCACCCCCCUCACAGGCCCCACAUCCCGCUAUACAGGCAACUGUUCAGCUCCCUUCCCCCACUCUCUGGGCCUUCCUCCCUGCCUGGACUCUCCUCGCUUCCCUGCUUGCUGCUAAGGCACCUAAAGGAGGCGACACAGGAGGUGCAGAGGCGGCAGGUGGUGAGCUUGCAAGAGGCAGCAAUGGAUCAGGCGUAAGGGAGGGGCAGGGGAUUGGAAGGAGAGGUGUGAUGGGAGGUGGGGGAGCAGAGGGGCUCACGGGGAUGAUGGGUGUGAGGCUGGGCGAGGCUGGUGGUAGUGGAGGGCAUGGUGAUAUGGAGGGGUUGCUGUGCGCGUCUCUUGGGGAAGGGGCGAGUGGGGGAGCAGAGGGGGAAGGAAUUGGCAUCUUGGUCGGUGAAAUCAUCGACACGGGCAGUGAUGGAGGCAAUACAGCAGCAGCUGUAGAAGCAGCAGCGCGUGUGCAUGUGAAGGUGAAUGCAGGUGUGAAGGUGGAUGGGCUCACUCUCAUACUUCCCAGUCAAAGCACCUCCCAUGGUGCAUUGCAGCACACAUCCCCUCCCUCUGCUCCUCACACCCACACACGGCAGGCAGCACAGGCGCAAAGGGGAGCAGGCACGGCACAUCAGUGCAGCCCAGGGGAACGGGGUAGCAACACGGAGGGGUGCAGUGCGGUGGUGGUGCAUGUGAGGACUGUGCACUCCCUCAUGCGAGCUUCUGUGCCUGCUGCCAGUAUUCGGCCCAGCAAAGCCAUGAUCUCUGCUAGUCUACACUCUGUGGACCUGUCAUGUGUGCACCACCUUGGCUUGAGCCAUUCUAGGGUGGGCUGUGGGGACGGUGAUGGAGGCAGUGGCGCUGCAGCUGCGGAGCUGUUCACGUCUGACCUGCUUCAUCUCCCUCCUGCGACGCUCAAUGCUGCUUCGCUACCUCCAAGCUCCAGCCCCUUUUCUCUCCGACUUAGCUGCUUCCUGCCACCUCCUACCGAUGCUCCCCCACCUGCCCCUGCCACUGCCUCUGCAUCUGCCUCCACCGCAUCCAACCCACCAUCUGUUCGCCUGCCGCCUCCUCCUCCCGCCUCAAUGCGCCUGCUGCAGCUGGCAGGGCUGCAGGUGCGGCUGGCAGCAGCUGCUGCUCCCUCGGGGAGUGUGGCAGGGGCGCGUGUAGAUGGGCCUGAUAAAAGUGCUGGCGGAGUGGAGGAGGAGGGGUGCGAGGGGUCAGGCAGAGUGAGGGAAGAGGGAGGUUCGGCAACAGGGAGAAAUGCAGAGGAGUCACGUGAAAACGACAGCAGUGCGCUUGCCAUGACUUGUCUGAAGGAUCUAGUGGAAAUGGAGAGAAGGGAGCAGGAGAAUGUGGGAGAAAACAGAGAGGGCAGUUUAGACACAGGGGAGCACAAUGAUGAGAGGCACACACUGGAGGCACCGCCAGCAGAAUCACCAGCAUCAGGUGCAGCAGCCUCUGGUAGCUUGGACGCGUCUCCCUUCACCCCACAUGCUACAUUGGCAUUCGCCACUCAUGUAUCACUGGGCCGAGUGCACGCACGCUGCUCGCCUGAGAUUCUGCACUUCCUCGCAAGAUUUCAGAGCCUGGUGGCAGUGGUGGCGGAGAGUGAGGAGGAGAGCGAGCCUCUCUUCCACCUCUCUCUCAGCGCCACAGCAGGCCACGCCAUUGCAUGCCUGCCCAGUGGCCACCUGCACGCGUCUCUUGCUACCACCCUCGCCCUGCACUAUCUCAACCAGGACAAGCUCUCUGCCUCCCUGCACUCCCUCUCCUCCCUCACCAACCCUCAAUCUGCAUCCGCCUCCACUCUCCCCCCUCCCCUCCCCUCCUCCACCUCUUCCACCGCCAUCACCUCUCUGGCUCUCACCUCGUCACAUCCUCUCAAUCUCAACUUCACGCCAUCUCUCCUCGAGGUAACAUGCAUCACUCUGCCCUUCGAAGCCCACCGCUUCUCUAAUGCCCUCCUCUGCCUCCUUCUGCCUCCUUCUGCCUCGUAUGCCCUCCUCUGCCUCCUUCUGCCUCCUUCUGCCUCAUAUGCCCUCCUCUGCCCUACCCCUGGCCCACUCUCCUGA